Molecule: messenger RNA, 7001 nt
Organism: Labrus bergylta (ballan wrasse)
Lineage: Eukaryota; Metazoa; Chordata; Actinopteri; Labriformes; Labridae
Gene: myh11a
Product: myosin, heavy chain 11a, smooth muscle
Biological process (GO): actomyosin structure organization
Cellular component (GO): cytoplasm; myosin filament; myosin II complex
Molecular function (GO): ATP binding; actin filament binding; microfilament motor activity
Source: RefSeq, a predicted model, not a curated record
AAUUCAGCGGGGGUCAUUUGGACUGUUCGUUUUUGGAGUACCUCGUCAACACAAGACGCUCCAAACCCUGACUCUCCAAGUCCACAGCUCCCCCUGAAAACGACUUUCUUCACAAUAUUUGGCCCUCCACCUUAACCAAAGAUGUCCAAGAAGGCCCCGAGCGAGGACGAAAAGUUCCUCUUCGUAGACAAAGACUUCUUGAACAGCCCGAUGGCUCAAGCCGACUGGUCGGCCAAGAAGCUGGUGUGGAUCCCAUCGGAGAGGCAUGGCUUUGAGGCGGCCAGCAUCAAGGAGGAGCACGGCGAUGAGGUGCUGGUUGAGCUGGCUGACAAUGCCAAGAAGAUGACGGUCAACAAGGAUGACAUUCAGAAGAUGAACCCUCCCAAGUUCAGCAAGGUUGAGGACAUGGCCGAGCUCACCUGCCUGAACGAAGCAUCUGUGUUGCACAAUAUACGCGAGAGGUACUUCUCUGGCCUUAUUUAUACGUACUCUGGUCUGUUCUGCGUGGUGGUGAACCCCUAUAAAAUGCUGCCAAUUUACUCAGAGAAGAUCAUUGAAAUGUACAAAGGCAAGAAAAGACAUGAAGUCCCCCCUCACAUCUACUCCAUCGCUGAUAAUGCUUACAGGAACAUGAUGCAAGAUCGUGAGGAUCAGUCCAUUCUCUGCACAGGAGAGUCUGGUGCAGGGAAGACAGAGAACACCAAGAAGGUCAUCCAGUACCUGGCUCUUGUGGCCUCCUCACAUAAAGGCAAGAAGGACAGCAGUGCUCAACAAUCAGGAGCACAGUUUGCCUACGGGGAGCUGGAGAAGCAGCUUUUGCAGGCCAAUCCCAUUCUGGAGGCCUUUGGAAAUGCCAAGACCAUCAAAAAUGACAACUCCUCCCGAUUUGGUAAAUUCAUCCGUAUCAACUUUGAUGUGACUGGCUACAUCGUUGGAGCCAAUAUUGAGACUUACCUGCUGGAGAAGUCUCGCUGUAUCAGACAAGCAAAGACAGAAAGAGCUUUCCACAUCUUCUACUACAUGAUUGCUGGUGCUAAGGACAAACUGCGUGAGGAGCUUCUUUUGGAGCCAUUCAGUAAUUACCGCUUCCUGAGCUCAGGCCACGUUCAGAUCACAGGCCAGGAAGACAAUGAACUGUACGAAGAGACCAUGGAGGCCAUGAAUAUCAUGGGCCUCACUGAGGAAGAGAGAACCGAUAUCAUGAAGGUGUGCUCCACAGUCAUGCAGCUGGGAAACAUUGAGUUCAAAAAAGAAAGGAAUCAGGAGCAGGCCACUAUGCCUGACAACACUGCCGCUCAGAAAGUCUGUCACCUACAGGGUAUCAACGUGACAGACUUUACCCGUGCAAUCCUCACCCCUCGUAUCAAAGUGGGCAGGGAGGUGGUGCAGAAGGCUCAGACCAAAGAGCAGGCUGACUUUGCUAUUGAAGCUUUGGCUAAAGCUGUGUUUGAGAGACUGUUCCGCUGGAUCCUGGCCCGAGUCAACAAGGCCCUGGAUAAGACCAAACGCCAGGGAGCUUCCUUCCUGGGAAUACUUGACAUUGCUGGCUUUGAAAUCUUUGAGGACAACUCAUUUGAGCAGCUGUGUAUAAACUACACCAAUGAGAAGCUUCAGCAGCUCUUCAACCACACCAUGUUCAUCCUGGAGCAGGAGGAGUACCAGAGGGAGGGCAUCGAGUGGAACUUCAUUGACUUUGGUCUGGACCUGCAGCCCUGCAUCGAGCUCAUUGAGAGACCCAACAACCCUCCAGGCGUCCUGGCCCUGCUGGAUGAAGAGUGUUGGUUCCCUAAAGCCACAGACGUCUCCUUUGUGGAGAAACUUAUGAACACCCAAGGCCAUGUGAAAUUUGCUAAGCCUAAGCAGCUGAAAGACAAGACAGAGUUUUCGCUUCUACAUUAUGCUGGAAAGGUGGACUAUAAUGCCACAGCUUGGCUGACAAAGAAUAUGGACCCUCUGAAUGACAAUGUCACAACGCUGCUCAGCAACUCCUCCAGCCAGUUUGUGCAAGACCUCUGGAAAGAUGCUGACAGAGUGGUGGGUCUUGACACUUUAGCCAAGAUGACAGACAGCUCCAUGCCGAGCGGCUCGAAGACCAAGAAGGGAAUGUUCCGCACAGUGGGACAGCUCUACAAAGAGUCUCUGGCCAAACUUAUGACCACACUGCACAACACCCAGCCCAACUUUGUCAGAUGCAUCAUCCCCAACCACGAGAAGAGGGCAGGGAAGCUGGAUGCUCACCUGGUCCUAGAGCAGCUGAGGUGUAACGGUGUGUUGGAGGGGAUCAGAAUCUGCAGACAAGGAUUUCCCAAUAGAAUAGUUUUCCAGGAGUUCCGCCAGCGCUAUGAGAUCCUUGCUGCUAACGCUAUCCCCAAAGGUUUCAUGGAUGGCAAACAGGCCUGUUGCCUCAUGAUCAAGCAUCUAGACUUGGACCCCAACCUGUACAGGAUCGGACAGAGCAAGGUGUUCUUUCGCACAGGAGUGCUGGCCCAGCUGGAGGAGGAAAGAGAUCUGAAGAUCACAGUGGUCAUCAUUGCUUUCCAGGCCCAGGCUAGAGGCUUCUUGGCAAGAAAGGCAUUUGCCAAGAGACAACAGCAACUGACAGCCAUGAAAGUGAUUCAGAGGAACUGUGCUGCCUACCUCAAACUAAGGAACUGGCAGUGGUGGAGGCUCUUCACAAAGGUCAAGCCUCUGCUGCAAGUGACCCGACAGGAGGAGGAGAUGAGUCUGAAGGAUGAAGAGCUGACGAAGGCCAAAGAAGUGGCUCUAAAGGUUGAAUCUGAACUGAAGGAGAUCACCUUAAAACACACAUCGGUCUUGGAGGAGAGGAACGCGCUGCAGGAGCAGCUUCAAGCAGAGACAGAGCUGUAUGCCGAGGCUGAGGAGAUGAGAGUUCGUCUUGCAGCUAAGAAACAGGAGUUGGAGGAGAUUCUCCAUGAGAUGGAGGCGAGGCUGGAUGAAGAGGAAGAUCGUGCUCAGACGCUGUUAUUGGAUAAGAAGAAAAUGCAACAGCAAAUGCAGGAAUUGGAAGAACAUCUGGAGGAGGAAGAAGAUGCCCGUCAAAAGCUACAGCUGGAGAAGGUCACCUGUGAGGGGAAGGUCAAAAAGCUGGAGGAUGACAUCCUGGUGAUGGAGGACCACAACAACAAGCUGCUCAAGGAGAGGAAGCUGAUGGAGGAGCGGAUUGCAGACUUCAGUACAAACCUUGCAGAGGAAGAAGAGAAGUCAAAGAACCUCACCAAGCUGAAAAAUAAACAUGAGUCUAUGAUCUCUGAACUAGAAGUCCGCUUGAAAAAGGAAGAGAAGGGUCGACAGGAGCUUGAUAAGGCCAAGCGUAAGUUGGAAGCAGAAUCCAGUGACCUGCAAGAGCAGAUAGCCGACCUGCAGGCCCAGAUCGCUGACCUCAAAGCCCAGCUAGCAAAGAAGGAGGAGGAGUUACAGAACGCAUUGGCAAGGUUAGAAGAUGAGACAGCUCAGAAGAACAACGCUCUGAAGAAGAUCAGAGAGCUGGAGGGACACAUCUCUGACCUGCAGGAAGACCUGGACUCUGAGCGGGCGGCUAGGAACAAGGCGGAGAAGAUCAAACGGGACCUUGGGGAGGAGUUAGAGGCUCUUAAGUCUGAGCUAGAGGAUACUUUGGACACCACUGCCACACAGCAGGAACUAAGGGCCAAACGUGAGCAAGAGGUGAAUCUGCUGAAGAGAGCCAUCGAAGACGAGAACCGGACCCAUGAAGCUCAGAUACAGGAGAUGAGACAGAAACACACCCAGUCUACUGAGGAGCUCACAGAGCAGCUGGAGCAGUCCAAACGAGUGAAGUCAAAUCUGGAAAAAGCUAAACAAGCUCUGGAGAAAGAGACAUCAGAACUAACCAUUGAGGUGCGCUCACUCGCUCAAGCCAAACAAGAUGGAGAGCACAAGAGGAAGAAGUUGGAAGGUCAGAUGGCAGAUCUGCAGUCACGCUUCAAUGACAGCGAGAAGCAAAAGGCCGAGCUGGGAGAGCGCUGCAAUAAAGUCACUAUUGAAUUGGAGAGUGUGACAAACCUUUUGAAUGAAGCAGAAGGAAAGAACAUCAAACUGAGCAAAGAUGUGUCCAGCCUUUCCUCCCAACUCCAAGACACACAGGAACUGCUGGCUGAAGAGACGCGUCAGAAACUGCAGUUCUCUGCAAAGCUGCGGCAAGCCGAAGAUGACAAGAAUAGCUUGCAGGAGCAGCUUGAAGAGGAGACGGAGGCCAAGAGGAACGUGGAGAGACAUGUGUCCACCCUUAACAUUCAGUUGUCAGACUCUAAGAAGAAGCUGGAGGAAAUGUCUGGAAACAUUGAGCUGCUGGAGGAAGGCAAGAAACGUCUGCAGAGAGAUCUGGAGGCAGCAAACGGCCAGUUUGAGGAGAAGGCCUCAGCGUACGACAAGUUAGAGAAGACCAAAAACCGUCUGCAGCAGGAGCUAGAGGACACGCUGAUGGACCUGGACAGCCAGAGACAGAUCGUGUCAAACCUGGAGAAGAAGCAGAAGAAGUUUGACCAGAUGCUAGCUGAGGAGAAGAGUAUCUCCAGUAAAUACGCAGAUGAGAGAGACCGAGCUGAAGCCGAGGCCAGAGAGAAGGAGACCAAGGCUUUGUCCCUGGCCAGAGCUCUAGAUGAGGCCCAGGACUCCAGAGAGGAGCUGGAAAGAGCUAACAAGGCUCUCAGGAUGGAGAUGGAGGACCUGAUCAGCUCGAAGGAUGAUGUGGGGAAAAAUGUCCACGAGCUGGAGAAGUCCAAGCGAGGCCUGGAGGCCCAGGUGGAGGAGAUGAAGACCCAGCUGGAGGAGCUAGAGGACGAGCUGCAGGCGGCUGAGGAUGCUAAACUCCGUCUUGUCAACAUGCAGGCCCUGAAGGCCCAGUUUGAGAGGGACCUCCAGGGAAGAGAUGAGAUGGGAGAGGAGAAGAAGAGACAGCUUGUCAAGCAGGUUCGGGAGCUGGAGACUGAGUUGGAGGAUGAACGGAAGCAAAAAGCCCUGGCAGCAGGAGCCAAGAAGAAGCUGGAGACAGACAUUAAAGAUCUGGAGGGACAGAUGGAGACGGCCAGUAAGGGACGAGAUGAGGCCAUCAAACAACUCCGCAAGCUUCAGGCCCAGAUGAAGGACUUCCAGAGGGAGUUGGAAGACGCACACGCUGCCAGAGAGGAGGUUCUGGCUACCGCAAAGGAGAGUGAAAAGAAGUCCAAGAGUCUGGAGGCUGAGCUCAUGCAGCUACAGGAGGAUCUGGCUGCAGCUGAGAGGGCACGUAAGCAGGCAGAGGCUGAGAGAGAUGAGCUGUCUGAUGAGCUGGCCAGCAACUCCUCUGGAAAGUCAGCCUUGGCGGAGGAGAAACGUCGCCUGGAAGCUAAGAUCUCACAGCUAGAGGAGGAGCUGGAGGAAGAACAGGGCAACAUGGAGAUCAUCAAUGACCGACUGAGGAAGAGUACGCAGCAGGUGGAUCAGCUGAACAACGAGCUGCAGACAGAGCGCACCACCUCCCAGAAGAAUGAGAGCGCUCGGCAGCAGAUGGAACGCCAGAACAAGGAGCUGAAGGCCAAGCUCCAAGAAAUGGAGAACCAGGUCAAGUCCAAAUUCAAGUCUUCCAUCUCUGGCUUGGAGGCUAAAGUAGCACAGCUGGAGGAGCAGCUGGAGCAGGAGAGCAGAGAGAAGCAGGCGGCUGCAAAGAGUAUGCGACAGAAAGACAAGAAGCUGAAGGACCUGAUAAUGCAGGUGGAAGACGAAAGGAAGCAGGGAGAGCAGUACAAGGACCAGGCGGAGAAGGCGAAUGUCCGCAUGAAGCAGCUGAAGAGGCAGCUGGAGGAGUCAGAAGAGGAGUCUCAGCGUGCUACAGCCGCCCGCAGGAAGCUGCAGCGGGAGCUGGAUGAAGCCACUGAGACAAACGACACCAUGAGCCGUGAGGUCACCUCUCUUAAGAGCAAACUCAGGCGUGGAAAUGAGCCCUCCUUUGGCAGCACACCUCGGCGUAUCGGCGGAGGCCGAAGGGUGGUUGAGGAUGCCUCAGAGGAGGAGACUGACUCCCAAAUCGACUUCAAUGGAACAAAGGCUGCUGAGUAAAGGAUGUCAUACAACCAAAAAUCAGGACAGCCUUCCAGGACGACGACUUCCACUUAAAAAGAAUCACUUCAAAGUCUGUUAUGUUAUCCAGGCCUUCCGUAUCUCUUAGAUAUAUUUACAGUCUCCCAUUUCCAAGAGUGUACUGAUCUAUCUUCUUGACUCAGAGCACCUUUUCUCUGCACUAAAUAAUCUGGCCUCGAUUUCAAAACGGGGAGUUGUUUUGUUGGCUCUGCCCAUGUGUGAUUUGCUGUCUUAUGUUUUAACUUACACUGUUUUGUACUGCACUGAAUGACUGAUCCUUUUUUAUGUUAUAUUUUGUACAUGACUAAAGGCUCCUCUAAUUACCACGCUAAAUUGCCUGAAUGGCCUGUCUUCUCCUCAAUAAGUCACUUAAGAAGUUAUAAAAGAAACAUGUAAAUCUUUGGACGUUACUAGAGUCAGUGACUGUUGUCCUGUUGCCUGUGACUGCUGUCAGUGUUUUAGAGCAGCGCUGAAGUCGUUGAACAGAUUGAAUGAGAAGGAUAUUUCUGUUCUCCAUCUGCCACUCGGUCAGUGCUGCUGUUUUUAUGCCAACAAAUAUUUAGCUGUUCAACAUUUUCGGCUCACAGUUUUAUACUUGCACUUUUCUUGCGCUCAGGCGUUUUUCAUAGCUUUUAAUCAAGCCCAUAAAUAUAAGAAUAUUUUAUUUUAGAGACUUUAUUUAGCCUGAAUUAUGAAAUCACAAGGCAGAUAUCCCUAUCAGACACAGAUGCACCCCCUCCCCAUAGUCCAGGUUUAUUGUACAUGUUGAACAUUACCCCAGACACCCUCGACCAAAAUAUUCUUAUUUGAUGACGUUAAAUAUGUAAUCAACUCAUGUUUACAGAACACCUAUUCUAUUAUUGUGAACCACCUGCACAACAAAUAAAGAUGUCAAAAAAGCACACAUA